Molecule: messenger RNA, 1538 nt
Organism: Dothidotthia symphoricarpi CBS 119687
Lineage: Eukaryota; Fungi; Ascomycota; Dothideomycetes; Pleosporales; Dothidotthiaceae
Product: ATP-dependent RNA helicase fal1
Exons: 4
Coding region: 52-1251 (399 amino acids)
Cellular component (GO): nucleolus; catalytic step 2 spliceosome
Molecular function (GO): RNA helicase activity; mRNA binding; ATP binding
Source: RefSeq, a predicted model, not a curated record
CCUCAACACUCGACCACCCAAACUAAAUCAACACACGAACCAACACCCAAGAUGGCCGAAGGAAUUGACCGCAACCAGGAUGAGAAGAUGGAGUUCACCACCUCCAAGGAGGUUACGGUGGCGCCAACUUUCGAGGCUAUGCACCUGAAAGAGAACCUCUUGCGCGGUAUCUAUGCCUACGGCUACGAGUCGCCCUCCGCCGUGCAGUCGCGUGCGAUUGUGCAAGUCUGCAAAGGUCGCGACACAAUUGCCCAAGCCCAGUCCGGAACGGGAAAGACGGCGACCUUCUCCAUCUCCAUCCUGCAGGUCAUCGACACAGCUGUGCGCGAAACACAAGCUCUUGUGCUUUCGCCCACUCGUGAACUAGCGACCCAGAUCCAGUCCGUUAUCAUGGGUCUCGGUGACUACAUGAACGUGCAAUGCCACGCCUGCAUUGGAGGAACGAACGUUGGCGAAGACAUCCGCAAGCUUGACUAUGGCCAGCACGUCGUAUCGGGAACUCCAGGACGUGUUGCUGAUAUGAUCCGCCGCCGCAACCUCCGCACGCGCAACAUCAAGAUGCUGGUCCUCGAUGAGGCUGACGAAUUGCUCAAUCGCGGUUUCCGUGAGCAGAUCUACGAUGUCUACCGCUACUUGCCCCCUGCGACCCAAGUCGUUGUUGUAUCGGCUACUCUUCCAUACGAUGUCCUCGAGAUGACGACCAAGUUCAUGACAGAUCCAGUGCGCAUUCUGGUCAAGCGUGAUGAGCUGACGCUCGAGGGUCUCAAGCAAUAUUUCAUUGCCAUCGAAAAGGAGGAGUGGAAGUUCGACACGCUUUGCGAUCUCUACGACACGCUCACCAUUACACAAGCCGUCAUCUUCUGCAACACGCGACGCAAGGUUGAUUGGCUGACCGACAAGAUGCGUGAGGCUAACUUCACGGUAUCUUCCAUGCACGGUGAUAUGCCACAGAGGGAGCGCGACAGUAUCAUGCAGGACUUCCGCCAGGCCAACUCGCGCGUGCUGAUCUCGACCGAUGUCUGGGCCCGUGGCAUUGAUGUGCAGCAAGUGUCACUCGUCAUCAAUUACGAUCUUCCCUCGAACCGUGAAAACUACAUCCACAGGAUUGGGCGAAGUGGACGAUUUGGACGUAAGGGUGUGGCCAUCAACUUCGUCACCCAGGAUGACGUUCGCAUCCUUCGUGACAUCGAGCUCUACUACUCGACCCAGAUUGAUGAGAUGCCCAUGAAUGUUGCCGAUCUUUUGGCAUAGACAGAAAAGUAAAUCUUGUAUGUAGGAUUUGUCACAACUUAGGAGUUGGGCGUUAGCAUAGGAUCGUCGACGUGUUAUGCGGGAGCUUCUGCAGAUUCGCGGAGUUUGGAAGGGAACUGAGUGUGGAGGAAGGGGCUCUACAGCCAUUGACACCAAAUUGAAUUCACGACUUCUUUACUCUCUCGAGCAAAUUCGUUUUCAUCAAACCGAUCAAGCGGACCUACCGAGUGCGCACCUAACAAGGAGCAAAGUCAAGUGAUACCACCUUAUCGUGAUUCCGGGUAAAA